AUGACUAAUUCAGAUAUCAACAAUUUCUUUGAUACAACUAUUUCUAAUGGUAAUAACUUCAUGACAGGCUACAAGUUUUCUACAUUUCCUACUUAAUUCAUUUAAGGAUGCGGUAUGGUAUGGAAUAAUGCUAUAUAUUAAAAACCAUGGAGUAUAUCCAAACCUCACUAUGUUGUUACAUUUAGAUCUAAUGUUACAUAUGGUGAUGGAUAUGGCGGAGUUUUAAUCACAAAAUUUAAGGUGUAAAAUCCGCUGCCUAUACAAAUCCAUUAUCAGGUGGUUAUAGAAAUUAUCAUUAAUUAAAAUACAACCUAACCAUAUAUAUCUUGA
Paramecium tetraurelia is the source of this 330-nucleotide messenger RNA. RefSeq lists its product as uncharacterized. NCBI's taxonomy places the organism in Eukaryota, Ciliophora, Oligohymenophorea, Peniculida, Parameciidae. The record is from RefSeq and is a predicted model, not a curated record. The transcript has a single exon.